AUGUCCCCCAAACCCGAAUUGUAUUAUACCCCCGGCAGUCCACCAUGCAGUUCCGUUAUGUUGUGUGCCGCAGCUUUAGGUCUUGAGCUGGAACUGAAAGCUGUGAAUCUCAAAGAUGGUGACCACUUGACACCGGAAUUUCUGAAAAUGAAUCCCACUCACACCAUUCCCGUGCUAAACGACGAUGGUGUUGUGGUUACGGAUUCCCAUGUCAUCUGUUCUUAUCUGGCUGAUAAAUAUGCCGUCGAUGAUUUGUUGUAUCCCAAAGAUAAGAUCCAGCGCAUGCAGGUCGAUUCGAGAUUAUUUUUCGAUUGCGGGCAUCUGUUUCCAAGGGUUAGGAUUAUGGUGGAACCGGUUAUUUAUUUUGGUGAGGCCACAAUUUCAGAGGAAAAAAUCCGUUAUAUGCAACGGGCCUAUGAUGGUUUGGAAAAGGCAUUGGCCAAUGGCGACUAUUUGUGCGGAGAACAUUUGACAAUUGCCGAUUUGUGUUGUGUGGCCUCUGUGGCUUCGGCUGAGAAGUUUGCCCCCAUUGACGGGGAUAAAUAUCCCAAGGUGAAGGCAUGGCUACAACGUCUGUCGGAGCUGCCAUACUACAAGAAAUACAAUCAAGAACAGGCAGAUAUUCUGUACAAUUUGGUGCAAAGUAAAUUCGAAGAAAAUAAAAAGGAAUAA
Molecule: messenger RNA, 672 nt
Organism: Musca vetustissima
Lineage: Eukaryota; Metazoa; Arthropoda; Insecta; Diptera; Muscidae
Product: glutathione S-transferase 1-like
Exons: 2
Coding region: 1-672 (223 amino acids)
Biological process (GO): glutathione metabolic process
Molecular function (GO): glutathione transferase activity
Source: RefSeq, a predicted model, not a curated record